AUGAAGGACCACGAAGAGCUUCAGCAAGCAGAAAUUUAUUGGAUAAAGCAAGCACAGAUAACACUGUACAGUCGACUGGAUAGAGGGGAAUUCAAAUCGCUCAGCCCGUUCAAAGAUGAAAACGGAGUUAUCAGAGUUGUAGGAAGACUGGAUGAAGCUAUCGUGUCCUAUGAAACGAGGCACCCUGCCCUUCUUCUAAGUGACCACUGGGUUUCCCUCCUUGUAACAAGACAAGCUCAUCAGUACGGACACUCCGGCGUAGCAGCCACCACAGGCAAGACGCGAAGGAAGUUUUGUAUCUUGAAAGCGAACAAGCUAAGCAAGUCCGUGAAAUUUAAGUGCGGAUUUUGCCGAGAAAUGGCACAUAAGACGGAGACGCAGCUAAUGGCAGACCUACCUAUUCUCCGUUUAGCACCACACACACCGCCAUUUUACUACACCGCGUGUGAUCACUUUGGUUCCUAUAACGUCAAAAUAGGGAGAAGCAAGACGACUAAGCACUAUGGCGUCAUCUUCACGUGCCUAAACACCCGGGCUGUCCAUCUAGAGUUAGCGAUUGACCUAACUACAACGGAGUUCAUCCAAGUUCUUCGUAGAUUCUUUUCAAUCCGAGGAUACCCAGCAGCAAUACUAAGUGAUAACGGAACACAGACGGUUGGAGCCGCUAACGAACUGAAAGAGAUGGUGAAAAAUCUAGAUGACGAUCAGUUACGCGAGUUUUGCGGAGGAAAGAGCAUUAAGUGCAUCUUCACAACGCCAGCUGCGCCACAUCAAAACCGAUGUGCAGAAGCCCUUAUCAAGAGCUGCAAGAGAUCACUGAAGAUUGCAAUCGGCGACCAACUUCUGACGCCUUUCGAGUUGUACACCUGCCUCCUAGAGAUCGCAAACCUGUUGAAUCAACGUCCCAUAGGGCGCAUCCCCAAUGAUCCAGACGACGGAGCGUACCUGUGUCCGAACGACAUGCUCCUUGGAAGAGCAACUCCGGAGGUACCACAAGGUCCAUUUAAAGAUACCAGAAAUCCUCGUAAGCGAGUAGAGUUCGUGCAAAGAAUAGUUGAUUCAUUCUGGAGACGCUGGACUAGGGAUAUCUUCCCCACCCUGGUACCAAGAAAGAAGUGGCAUGUUGAGAACCGCAAUGUUAAAGUUGAUGACAUAGUUACGGUAGCCGAUAAUAACGCUGUGAGAGGCAAGUGGGCUGUGGGAAGAGCAACCAAAGUAUACCCUGGAGAUGAUGGACGCGUUCGAAACGUUACAGUGAAGACAUCCACCGGAGAAUACAGUUGUCCAGUGACAAAAAUUGCAGUAAUUCACCCUACUGAAGGCGACGACUAA
This is a messenger RNA of Stylophora pistillata, 1332 nucleotides long. RefSeq lists its product as uncharacterized. NCBI's taxonomy places the organism in Eukaryota, Metazoa, Cnidaria, Anthozoa, Scleractinia, Pocilloporidae. The record is from RefSeq and is a predicted model, not a curated record.